Pocillopora verrucosa is the source of this 2861-nucleotide messenger RNA. RefSeq names its product protein CBFA2T1-like. Gene Ontology annotation, biological process: negative regulation of DNA-templated transcription; DNA-templated transcription. The record is from RefSeq and is a predicted model, not a curated record. Lineage: Eukaryota; Metazoa; Cnidaria; Anthozoa; Scleractinia; Pocilloporidae. Gene Ontology annotation, molecular function: transcription corepressor activity. Gene Ontology annotation, cellular component: nucleus.
GUGACCGUGAGUUGGUUUUGAUGUCGUACAGUUGCGCGGCUGAUAUAGCUGUGACCACCUUGCCAGCACCAGAGACGAACGUCGACUAUGAGCGAGGCCUCGCUGUUUUAAACGACGAAUGCUACCAAAGAGACAACAGCUUCAUCUGAUUCGGGUUCAAAAGCUGCCUACUAUGCUUGAAAGCGAUUUAUCGAAGCUUUAUCCCACACAGAGACGAUCAUAUUUAAGAGAGGCAAGCAUGCCAGAUUCACCAACAGACCCAGCAGCUCAUCCUCCUCAGGGACCUCCAGUGUCAUCACCAAAUGCAAAUCCUACUUCAGUUCCAGUUGUGGCUGAUGUAAGGUCUCUUAAUAAUUCCACUUCACCUGCUGUCAAUGGUGCACAUACCAGCCCCACAGGCCCUGUGUCUCCUAGCAGUAUAGGAAACAGUGUAACCCAGCUGCCUCCUGCCUGUGGUGCUCGACAACUUAGCAAGUUGAAGCGAUUCCUGACAACUCUGCAACAGUUUGGUUCGGAUAUCUCUCCUGAAAUUGGAGAAAGAGUGCGAGGACUUGUUAUGAACCUUGUGAACUCAACAAUAUCCAUAGAAGAAUUUCAUGCACAGCUUCAAGAAGCUACAAAUUUUCCUCUCAGACCAUUUGUUAUACCAUUUCUAAAGGCAAACCUACCCCUGUUACAAAGAGAACUGUUACAGUGUGCUCAGAUGGCUAAGCAGACUCCACCACAAUAUCUCAGACAACAUGAAGAUAUUUUAAAUGAAAGAGAAACAACACCUCUGGAUCCAGAGGAACUAAAUCCAUUAGAAAUAAAUGAAAAUGGGAAACGAAAGGCUCCUUCAGAUAGUAUGAGACCUAAGGAAAAUGGAGCACCUCCUGAUCUGGCUAUGCAAAUGAUGGCAGAACUGGGGAAACCUAUCCCAAAGAGGCCCUUUUUGGGCAACAGCAGCAGUUUUAAUAAACCAAAUCAGUUAAGAAUGGAAGACAUCACAAUACCACAAGCAGGCAGUUCACGUGAUGGUGAUCCCACUUUGCCAGAUGCUCUGUUGGAUAGCAAACAUGAAGUAGUGGAUGACUGGAAACAUGUGGACACGAUGCUUCAGUGCAUAAUAGGAAUGGUUGACAAGACAAAACGAGCUGUAGCAGUGCUUCAACAACGAUGCACUCAGGAUCGAGAAGAAUUAUUGGCCUGGGCACGAAAAACGGCCGAAGAAACAGAAGCGGAAGUUAAGAGGAGAGCAGGGGAACUAAUGGCUAAAACGCUAAAACAAACGGAGGAGCGCGUAGCAGAGGUCAAACGUCGGGCGGAAGAGGCCGUAAGUGACGUGAAGAGACAAGCUGUGGUAGAACUACAGAAAGCUGUCCGUGCUGCGGAAGAGAAAGCUAACGAAGCUGUGGCUAGUGCGCAUGGCAAAAUGGAGAAAGCCGUGCUAGAGGCGCGCCGACAGGCCACUGAAGACACCUUAGCCAUGUCAAAUCAUCAGAGUGAUUCAAGUGAGAGUUGUUGGAAUUGCGGGCGAAAGGCCACGGAGACAUGUAGUGGAUGCAAUGUGGCGAGGUACUGCGGCCCGUUCUGUCAGCACAAAGAUUGGGAGAACCAUCAUCACGUCUGUGGACAGCAAGCUCAGGCCGCCGGCGAAGACAAUCCCCAAGGAGGAGGUCCUCAGUCCGCGGGCUCUCCUAAGGAUACCAACACCACUAGUCCCGCUGUCACCAGAAUGACCACGCCCACUUCGUCAUCCGACCCCAUUUCAUCCCUCAGUGAUUAUGUUAUGAAAACCCCCUCUACGUAGGAUUAACUAGUACGCGUUAAAGUAAUAGUGGCUUCGUGUAUUGAGUCGCCAGAAUAGAAGACUGAAAUUUUCUCGAGGGAAGCCUUCCUCGUCAGUCUAGGGAACCUCCAAUGGUUGAGAAAUUGUGAUUUUGAUUUGCACAUAAUCUUUGUUGAUUCCCUCGUGACUGUGUUGCUUUGCGAUUAAAAGGUUUCGUAUGAAGCAGGUAGAAUAAGGCCAAGAAUUUAGGCAAUUUUAUCGCUUAGUAUUACGGGUAUGUGGAGCCAGGAGAUUCCAAGAAUAAGGAGACUGCCUUUAACACAAAUCAAAAUGAGGUGCUGCUGGUAUUUCACAAAACCAUCUGCUAGAGAGAGUGAAAGAAUCCUCUUCUUUCAUGGAAGGGGAGGGUAGAGAUGAUAGAGAUGGCAGAGACCCCAAAAUAGCUAUCAGCAUCUCAUGGCUAAAUGAAUCGUAAAAAAUAUCAGCUGCAUGUGAGCGAAGACUUUUUUCAGGUUCCGUAAACUUUCUCGUAAAUCUUUAAUUUACACACAAACUCAUUGCGUUGAAGCUUAAAGUAGAAAAUUUAAGGUAAAUUUGUUCCGACACUACAGGUAGCAUUAUAAGAUUUUAUGGUCUGCUUCAGGGAACAGUUUUUCUCGAGGGAAAUAUUUAAGAAACCAAAGAGGUCCCUAUCUUAAACUGUGUUUUGUAAGUGGUGUUAGUACACUUAAAUGCCAUCAAGUAGAAAUCUUUGUUUUGUUUUGUUUUUUCGAAGUUGUUUCGUUCUUCCUUUUUUGAAAGGCAGAGCAAGGUGAACAGUCCUCGUCCAUAUAUCGUUCGAUUUCAAUUGAGCACCAAAUUACAAAUGGAAUGUUAUUAUGUACAGAAGCUCCCACCCCAAUGUCGUUAAUGUGCCAGAAGAAAUUACAGCCUUGUUUAAAGCGUCUUUCUCAACGUAAAUUUUUAUCAAUCGUUACUUCCUUGUGGGAAGCGUAAAGUUUUGAUGAAUUUUGUCCAUUUUCAGUCGGUUAACAGGAAUACCAACAUGUAAUACUUGUAAAUAUGAAAUAAAGUGGACCUUGUCUAUGUUGAA